Molecule: messenger RNA, 633 nt
Organism: Heterocephalus glaber (naked mole-rat)
Lineage: Eukaryota; Metazoa; Chordata; Mammalia; Rodentia; Bathyergidae
Gene: Sec61b
Product: SEC61 translocon subunit beta
Biological process (GO): intracellular protein transport
Cellular component (GO): Sec61 translocon complex
Source: RefSeq, a predicted model, not a curated record
CCAGAGGUCCGGGGAAUCUGCGAGGACCCUGCCAGCGGGUCUGGGGGUGGGGCCUGAACCAGUCUCCCUAGGCUCGGGUCCUUCCCUGGCGCGGCAACCUUUCAGUGGUCUGCUUCAUCUUGUCACGGUUCUUCGUCCUCCAGCAUGCCUGGUCCGACUCCCAGUGGCACUAACGUGGGCUCCUCGGGGCGUUCUCCCAGCAAAGCAGUUGCCGCCCGGGCAGCAGGAUCCACUGUCCGGCAAAGGAAAAAUGCCAGCUGUGGAACAAGAAGCGCGGGCCGCACAACCUCAGCAGGUACUGGGGGCAUGUGGCGAUUUUACACAGAAGAUUCACCGGGGCUCAAAGUUGGCCCUGUUCCAGUAUUGGUCAUGAGUCUUCUGUUCAUCGCUUCUGUAUUUAUGUUGCACAUUUGGGGCAAGUACACUCGUUCGUAGAUUUGGCUACAUCCAUCUGUCAUCUGAAGAAGAAGAAAAAAACUCAGUAUAUCUUGGACCAAAAGUAUAGUGAAUUUUCUCUUCAUGAGAAAGAAAUUUUCUGUAAGCUUAUUGUUUCACAGGGAACUUAACAAGAAUUGAUUUUGAAGAAUCUGGUUUUUUCCUAUAACUAAUAAACUUUUUAAUUCAUUUAUACUG